UACUGAAUAAUAAUACUAGUAUUUAAGAUAAAAAUACAGUUAUAAAGGAACUUUCCUCAACAGACGGAAAGCCUUUAGAUUUUUCAUUUAAAAAUAUAACAGAUUUAUUAGAAUUAAAAAAAAUGGAAGCAAGAAGUGGAAAAAGAAAGCCGAUAGAAAAUGAGACAAUUGAAGUAGUUUAAGAUGAUAAAAAAAAUGGUAAAAUUUAAUUAAUAAAAUAAUAAUUUAAAUGAGAAAAAAAAAAAAAAGAUGAUGAUGAAAGUAAAAAAGAUGCAGAAGAAAACGAAGAAAAAGAAAAUGAAUAAGUAAAAGAAGGAGAAGAAGGUGAAAAUAAAGACAAAGAUAAAAAAGAAGAAAAGAAAAAAUAAGAAAGAAAAGAACCGGAAGUUGUACGUGCGAUUCCUUCAAAUGUUGCAGCGAAUAUAAUUUCAAGUUACCAUGUUCCUUUAAAUUCAGUAGGAGGAAUAACAAAAGUAAAAUAAAAUAUCGAAAAUCAAAAUAUAAUUAAAAAAGGGAAUUGGAGGUAAAACUAUAGAAGAAUAAAAAAAUAAUUUAUAGAAAAACGUUUUAAAAAUAAAUUUAAUAUGUACAUCUUUGAUUCUUAGUUAUAACAAAAUAAGAUCAAUAGAGAAAUUUUAUCCUAUAAUAGAUAGUGUUAUGUACGAUUAUAAUUAAUUAGGAUUUAUUGAUCUUUCUCAUAAUUAUUUAACAAAUAUUAAAUAUGAUUUCUCACAUUUCCCUAAUUUAAAAAUUUUAUAUCUGCAUUGUAAUUAUAUUAAUAACUUAAAAGAAAUAUUCAAUAUUAAAUAACCUAUUAUUUCUUUAACUAUCCAUGGUAAUCCUAUUGAAUCUAUUCCAGGUUUUCGAUAAUUUAUUAUAGGUGUAAUACCUUCUUUAAAAAAUCUUGAUACUGCACAUAUAUCUAAAAAAGAAAGAGAUGCUUGUGAUAUAGGUAUAAAAAGAUUACUUGUUAAAAUACCACCACCUGUAAAAAAUGCGCCUUUACCACCUGAAGAAAAUACAGCUAAUAAUGAAAAUAAUAAUAAUAAAUAAAAUUGAAUUUAUAAAAAAUAAAUGUUAGUUUAUUUUGGUAUUUU
Messenger RNA from Ichthyophthirius multifiliis, 1097 nucleotides. RefSeq lists its product as hypothetical. The record is from RefSeq and is a predicted model, not a curated record. NCBI's taxonomy places the organism in Eukaryota, Ciliophora, Oligohymenophorea, Hymenostomatida. The transcript has 4 exons. Gene Ontology annotation, molecular function: protein binding.